CUCCAGCACAGUCACUUAAGGAAAUAGUCACGAGGAGAUGAGGCUUGCCACUUUUAUUUGUUUCACCUGGUUGGUGUGUGCAGCCGUCGCAAGCCCCCUGCCUGAGGUCACUCGCGAGUUUAAUGAUGCGAAUUACCGGGCUGAAUUGAACAAGGUCAGGAUGCUAAGCAUUGGCAAGCCAGAUUCGAAAGUCGGAUACAAGUUGCGAAGAUGGAAUCCAAACUCAGGCGUGAAUCCCGAGGAGCUUGGCUCGUACCUUGAAGGUGAUAUGCUGGUGCCACCAAGCACGCAGGGCAGGAACGGUCUGAUCAACACGUAUUACCGCUGGCCGAACGCCGAAGUAUUCUACAAGUUCAACGGAACAUUCAACGAGAACCAGACGGCUCUGAUCUACAAGGCGUUCGACGCGUACCACGCGAAGACGUGCAUCAGGUUCAAGCCGUACAACGGCUCCCAGAGCAGUUACGUUGUCAUCAACAGCGAGAACACGGGGUGCUGGGCGACGGUCGGAAGAUACGGUGGAAUGCAGUACGUCAAUCUGCAGAUUCCAGGAUGCGUCACAAUCGUAGGAACCGUCAUUCACGAGUUCAUGCACACCAUCGGCUUUUACCAUGAACACGCGCGAACAGACAGAGAUCAGUGGAUCAAAAUCCUGUGGGAAAAUGUUGAUCCAGGUUCAGUGAAGAGCUUCGACAUCAGAAACUCGACGUCAGCGUUCGGUGUCGCCUAUGACUACGGAAGCGUCAUGCACUACUCGGCCAAGAGUUUCUCUUCCAAUGGACAGCCAACGAUAGAAACGAUUCAGCCACCUGGAGCUUUGAUCGGGCAAAGAAGUGCUUUGAGCGAUAAUGACGUCCAGAAAAUUAAUAUUAUGUAUAAAUGUGUUGUCUGAAUUGUUGAUUUUACUUAUACUUUGAUUAAUAAAUAUUAAUUAGAUUUAAACGUUUAA
Molecule: messenger RNA, 949 nt
Organism: Cloeon dipterum
Lineage: Eukaryota; Metazoa; Arthropoda; Insecta; Ephemeroptera; Baetidae
Product: zinc metalloproteinase nas-13-like
Exons: 5
Coding region: 38-892 (284 amino acids)
Biological process (GO): proteolysis
Molecular function (GO): zinc ion binding; metalloendopeptidase activity
Source: RefSeq, a predicted model, not a curated record